AUGACACGAUUAUGCCAUUCGCUGAGCAAUAUUAUUGCCCAAACACGUCUUCUGAGUUUGUCAUUACGAUGUCUGGCCAAAGAUGGUGACCCUCCCAGAGCUGGAAUGGCACGGGAGACGUCAGAAGUUACGAAUUUACUUAUGAGUCAGAAACUUGGCGAAGAUAGUGUAAAUGUUUUGAAAGUAAUACAACGUUUUCGAAAACAGCCUAAUGAAUGGCCAUUAGAAGAGCAGCCAUAUGCCAUUGUGGAACGGAAGUUUCUGGGGAAAAUAAUGCACCCGAUUGAGCUGCGACCGGAACGAGGAUUUGUCAAUAUGGUUCCUCUUGGAUUCAUGAUGCUCAGACAUUUCUUUAGGAAAGUUCGAGCUAAAGGAAAUUACGAGUUCUUUAAAGCGACUGGUAUUUUUGAUGAUACAGAAGUACGCGCGGGAACUAAGAAGGUUUUUGAAGUAAUCAGUCAACAUGCGUUCAAGAAUAAGUUGUCCGAGCUGGUUGAAAAGAACUAUUGUGGCGAAGAUGUUGCGAGGAGGUUUGAGGCUGCAAGCUCUAGUAUGAGUGACAAGCAGCGAGAAUUACUAAAUCUCACCGAGCAGGACGUCUAUGCCAUAGCCCCAGGAGUUCUUGGCCCAUUCCAAUUGAUACGGCCGAUGCUCCGAAACAAAAUUCCUCAUAUCACGUACAGUCUUCUUUGCUGUGCAUUCUACAAGAAGCAGUUACUUUUUGAUGCGGUAAAAGAUGUAGCCCUUAUUGANCUGAAGAUUAUUUACCGAUGCCAACAGGUUACGGCUAUGCGGCUCCCAGGCUCAUAUUCGCUUUCAUUACAUUCGGGAACAAAAUCAUCGGCAAGCAAGAAGUUGAAAGCGAUAACUGAGGAAGAUGUGAUCAGAAUUGCACUACUCGACACCGCGCCAUCAAGUGGUCUUCGUAUGGUGCAUGUCGCAAAACGCUUUUUUCGGUUGUUGUACCAUCGUCAAAAACCGAUCUCAUCAUGCAGAGAAUAUCGACGUGUGACUUGUUCGAGUACAGAAGAAGAGGGAGAGUUUUCCGACAUUUACAAUUUAGCCAAAGUUUGGAACCGAGCUCCACUUCGUACACAAAAUCAUUACCCUCCUGAUCAAAAGGCGUUCUCCUUGACGAGGGAUGCCACUGAGACAGCAAGUAAAUACCAGCAUGGAUUGUGUUUUAAAGAAGAAAACAACCUCGUUCUGACAGACUUCAAGGGAAUCGACUUGUGGACAAGAACAAGGGCCUACGUUUCAUGGCUGAAGACAAAGAUAUUCGUCCUUGGUGCAGAACCCUGUCUCACUAUGAGUAGUGAUGAUUUAAUUCAAGGUGGUCGUAAGGUGUUCCGAAUUAUACUUGAUGCUGUUGUGGGAAGAAACAUUGAAACUUUGUCACCACUUGUUCUGGGAAAUUCUGUCCUAGAUGUUCAUCGAAAGAAGGUCUGGGAACUCAAGGAUAAACAACGAAGCGCUUUAAUGGUCACCGAAGCUGAUUUUGUUGGAGCGAAUGGAUUUGUCUAUAACUGGAAUGGUUUUGGCAGCGAACGAGGAUCGAUGGCGCGAUUGAUGCACUCUGCCUCGAUAGUUCCACGAGAUGCAGCAGGAAAUGUAUUAGAAGUUCCCUAUUUCAAAUAUUCAAUUAUUCUAGCGGCUUUACUACGAAAAAGUGAAUUGUACAAGAUGGCCCGACAGCUCCCAUUUAAUCUCGAAAAAGAACGGUUGAUUUUACGGAUGCCACACGAUUAUGGUUUUAUUACACCUCGUUACGUCAUUAUGCGAAUUGAUAUGUGCCAUCAGGUAGGAUGA
Messenger RNA from Haemonchus placei, 1809 nucleotides. Lineage: Eukaryota; Metazoa; Nematoda; Chromadorea; Rhabditida; Trichostrongylidae. The record is from the annotation of a GenBank genome assembly.